AUGUCUGACUUUGAGGACAAUGCCGGUGUCUCUGAUAUGGCUCAGGUCGAUCUAGAUCCAGGCGCAGCCAUAUCACAGCAAUCGUUCGACCCUUCUGAGGGUGCUUCACGCUCGAAAACCUCUUCCAUGAAUAUCAACGGCUCCGAAGAGCCUGACAAGAACCCCGACAAUGUCAACACAUCCUUCGAGAUUAUUGUCCCAAAAAUCGCAAACCCAGAGGACUACGACUACCUGCCAGGCCGUUUUGAAGCAUUAUCCAUUCUGGCAGUUGACAUGUAUGAGCCAAAGCUCAUUGUUCGAUUGAAGAGCGGCGAACGUACAACUUUCACUGCGAAGCAACUGCUCAAGUUGAAGAACGGCCCACAUGUACUCCGCGACUUUCUCGAUGGCUCACAGAGCCCUGACCCUCUAUCGAUGAACCUGGACCCCAAACCACACCUCAUCCACACCAGUGGCGACGGAGCGGAUGAUGUAGAUGAUAGCGUGACUCGGCAAAUCGGUAUUGCGAGAAACCGCCAGCGGCGCCUUGGGAUCUCGGGAGCAUCCUUCAGUCAUUUCUUCAGCACGAGAUCAACUCGCAACAAUGAGAAGGUUGUUCAGGAUUCUUCUAGCUCCGAGGAACUGGAGAACAUCGAGUCAAGCCCUGCCCCUAGCACUGAUUCGGAAGAUGUUCGUCCAAACAGACGUCGCCAUCUCAGGCGAGGCGCCCAGAAGAACAAAAGACGACGUACCCGUGAGUCAUCGGAAGAAUCUCUUGCCUCGGAGAGAGGAACCAGAGUCUCAACUCGCCUGAAAAAAGCCGCCAAAUACAAUUUCAAAGAGCGAAUGGAAGAUGACGAGAUGUCAGAGGUCGAAGUCGUGGCCCCAAAGAAGAAGUUCUCCGGGGCGAAGGAGCAAUUCGUUGAGCUGCCAGAAGACGAUCCUUUCAGGGAAGCUCAUUCCUCAAAAUGUUUCUCUUGUGAGAGGUGGGAGGAUGAAAGCUCCAGGGAAGAAACAUUGGUUUACUGCCAAGGUUGUACUUCAUCAUACCAUCGGGAAUGUCUUGGAACUCGAGCCGCGCGAAAACACUUGGUCACCAAGGUUGGAGCUGAUAACUUCAUUCUCCAAUGUUCCAGAUGCCUGGGAAUCAAACACCGAGAUCACGAUAUCUUGCCUCACUUGGGCCAUUGUGCUGUCUGCAAAGAAGCAGGGCCCAUGUCAACGCCCCUACGAGAUUCUUAUACCGCCCAAGAAGAACAGCAACUGCGCGAGGAGAACGGUGGCAUAGACCCGACAACAGAAGUAGAAAUGUCUCGCGUGAACAACAUCGACAAUGUUCUUACUCGGUGUACCCGCUGCAAGCGCGCUUUCCACAUCGAACAUAUUCUGCCGACUCCUGAAGCAGAUCGCUCCGAAAUACGCCCUGAGUAUUGGCAUUGCUCCGAUUGCUCCAAUCUUCCGGACGAGAUCCUUCCGAUCGGGGUCAUCGUUGCGUGGCGGCCGAAAACCGACGUCAAGGUCGUGCCUGGGCUGGUUGAAUUGGUACCAGAGAUCGAGAAAGAGUAUCUCGUCAAGUGGGCCAAAAAGUCUUAUUUCCAUGUCGUUUGGAUGCCUGGGGACUGGGUAUGGUGCAUGGCUCAUGCUGCGAUGUUCCAAACAUUCCUCAAAUCGCCCAAAGCCAACAAACCAAUCUGGACGAUCGAAGAAGCUGUUCCGGAAGAAAAUCUCCGAAUUGACAUCGUAUUCGAUGUCGAGUACACCCGCGAGCCAGAAUCUGCGGAGGAACGCGCCAACCCAGAGUUGGUCGAGCGUGUCUUUGUCAAGUUCCAAGGACUGCCUUAUGAGGAGACAUUGUGGGAGUUUCCACCGGCACAAACCGAUGUUGCUAGAUGGGAAGCUUUCAAAAACGCACUCGCUGACAAGGUGUUCGCGGAAAGUAUCCAACCACCGAAAUAUAAAGCCCUUCAAGAGCGAUUGAAAGCCGCUCGCGAAAAGGACUUUGAAAAAGAACUGGUUCUCAAAUCUCAGCCUAAGAUGGUGACCGGAGGAAAGCUGAUGGAAUAUCAGCUGGAUGGUGUGAAUUGGAUGUACUACAUACUCUUCAGGUCAUUGCUCUUUUGUCGGCCAUGA
This is a messenger RNA of Penicillium olsonii, 2109 nucleotides long. The record is from the annotation of a GenBank genome assembly. Lineage: Eukaryota; Fungi; Ascomycota; Eurotiomycetes; Eurotiales; Aspergillaceae.